Trichosurus vulpecula (common brushtail) is the source of this 5896-nucleotide messenger RNA. RefSeq names its product death associated protein kinase 1 (gene DAPK1). The transcript is spliced from 26 exons. Gene Ontology annotation, molecular function: protein serine/threonine kinase activity; protein binding; ATP binding. Gene Ontology annotation, biological process: protein phosphorylation; intracellular signal transduction; positive regulation of apoptotic process. Gene Ontology annotation, cellular component: cytoplasm; nucleus. NCBI's taxonomy places the organism in Eukaryota, Metazoa, Chordata, Mammalia, Diprotodontia, Phalangeridae. The record is from RefSeq and is a predicted model, not a curated record. The coding region runs from base 244 to 4530 and encodes 1428 amino acids.
UUCUCUCUGUCCCUCCUUCUCCCCCUCCCCACCCUCUUUUCCCUCUAGUCUCUGCGCUAGCCGAGCCUAUGGUUGGCUUCCGAAAGCCACUCCGGAGAAUUCCGGAGACUUCCCCCGCACCCGCAGAGUUUGGGGGCUGGAAGAAUAAUGCAUGAGGUGUCCACGGAGGCUUCGAAGAUAUGGUGAUGGUUUGGGAAGUGGAGCUGAAGUCGGUGGGUCUUUGGUGAGAACUGACAGCUUAUCAUGACGGUGUUCAGGCAGGAGAACCUGGAUGACUACUAUGACACGGGGGAGGAGCUUGGCAGUGGACAGUUUGCAGUUGUGAAAAAAUGCCGUGAGAAAAGUACUGGUCUACAAUAUGCUGCUAAAUUCAUUAAGAAACGGAGGACUAAAUCCAGCCGGCGGGGAGUGAGUCGAGAAGAUAUUGAGCGAGAGGUUAACAUAUUGAAAGAGAUACAACAUCCGAAUGUGAUCACCCUACAUGAUGUUUAUGAGAACAAAACUGACGUCAUUCUUAUUUUGGAACUUGUUGCAGGUGGAGAACUCUUUGACUUUUUAGCUGAAAAAGAAUCUUUGACUGAAGAAGAAGCAACUGAAUUUCUCAAACAAAUCCUUAAUGGUGUUUACUACCUCCAUUCCCAGCACAUCGCUCACUUUGAUCUAAAGCCUGAAAACAUAAUGCUUCUGGAUAGGAAUGUCCCAAAACCUCGGAUCAAGAUAAUUGACUUUGGCUUGGCACACAAAAUUGACUUUGGAAAUGAAUUUAAAAAUAUCUUUGGGACCCCAGAGUUUGUUGCUCCUGAAAUAGUAAACUAUGAACCUCUUGGUCUUGAGGCAGAUAUGUGGAGCAUUGGUGUAAUAACCUACAUUCUUCUCAGUGGUACCUCACCAUUCCUUGGUGAUACAAAGCAGGAAACAUUGGCAAAUGUAUCUGCUGUGAACUAUGAAUUUGAGGAAGAAUUCUUCAGUAAUACCAGUGCUCUAGCCAAAGACUUCAUAAGAAGACUUCUAGUUAAGGACCCAAAGAAAAGAAUGACAAUUCAAGAUAGUUUGCAACAUCCUUGGAUUAAGCCUAAAGAUAGUCAACAAGCACUUAGUAGGAAAGCAUCUGCAGUAAAUAUGGAAAAAUUCAAAAAGUUUGCAGCCCGAAAAAAAUGGAAGCAAUCUGUUCGAUUGAUAUCACUGUGCCAAAGAUUAUCCAGAUCCUUCUUGUCUAGGAGUAACAUGAGCGUUGCCAGAAGCGAUGAUACUCUGGAUGAAGAAGAUUCCUUUGUGAUGAAAGCAGUCAUUCAUGCCAUCAAUGAUGACAACCUUCCUGGGCUUCAGCACCUACUGGGCUCUUUGACCAACUACGAUGUGAAUCAGCCUAACAAGCAUGGAACACCUCCGUUACUGAUUGCUGCUGGAUGUGGGAAUAUUCAGAUGCUGCAAUUAUUGAUUAAGAGAGGGGCAAGGAUAGAUGUCCAGGAUAAGGCUGGAUCAAAUGCAAUCUAUUGGGCUUCUCGACAUGGUCAUGUAGACACGUUGAAAUUUCUUAAUGAGAACAAAUGUCCUUUGGAUGUUAAAGAUAAGUCUGGAGAAACAGCCCUUCAUGUAGCAGCUCGCUAUGGCCAUGUUGAUGUGGUUCAGCUACUGUGCAGUAUUGGGUCCAAUCCAAAUUUUCAGGACAAGGAAGAAGAAACUCCUCUGCACUGUGCUGCCUGGCAUGGUUAUUACUCUGUGGCCAAAGCACUUUGUGAGGCCGGUUGCAGUGUGAACAUUAAAAACAGAGAAGGAGAGACUCCACUUUUGACAGCUUCUGCCAGAGGUUAUCAUGAUAUUGUGGAAUGCCUUGCAGAAUAUGGGGCUGACCUUGAUGCAACCGACAAGGAUGGACACAUAGCUCUUCAUCUUGCAGUAAGACGAUGUCAGAUGGAAGUGAUCAAAACCCUCAUCAGUCAGGGAUGUUUUGUUGAUUUCCAAGACAGACAUGGAAAUACUCCGCUGCAUGUGGCCUGCAAAGAUGGGAAUGUGCCGAUUGUGGUGGCGCUAUGUGAGGCCAACUGUAUUCUGGAUAUCACUAACAAGUAUGGCCGAACCCCUCUACAUCUGGCAGCCAAUAAUGGAAUUCUUGAAGUGGUCCGAUACCUUUGUCUCACUGGUGCUAACGUGGAAGCUUUAACAUCUGAUGGAAAAACUGCUGAAGACCUAGCAAGAGCAGAGCAACAUGAACAUGUGGCCAGUCUCCUUUCCAGGCUCAGAAAGGAUGCACACAGAGGACUUUUCAUCCAACAACUCCGUCCUACCCAAAAUUUACAACCAAGAAUAAAGCUGAAGAUGUUUGGCCAUUCAGGAUCUGGAAAAACCACUCUUGUGGAGUCUCUCAAGUGUGGACUCAUCAGGAGUUUUUUCAGACGUCGAAGACCCAGACUUUCCUCCACAAAUUCCACCAGGUUUCCACCUUCUCCCUUGUCUUCCAAGCCAACAGUAUCAGUGAGUAUCAACAACCUGUACCCUGGCUGUGAAAAUGUAAGCGUGAGGAGUCGUAGCAUGAUGUUUGAGCCGGGUCUCACCAAAGGGAUGCUUGAAGUGUUUGUAUCUCCUUCCCACCAUCCCCACUGCUCAGCCGAUGACCAGUCGACCAAAGCAAUCGACAUCCAGAAUGCCUGUUUGAAUGGUGUUGGUGAUUUCAGUGUGUGGGAAUUCUCUGGGAAUCCUGUGUAUUUCUGCUGCUAUGAUUAUUUUGCAGCAAAUGAUCCCACUUCAAUUCACAUAGUGCUUUUCAGCCUGGAAGAACCUUAUGAGAUCCAGCUAAAUCAAGUGAUUUUCUGGCUUAGUUUCUUAAAGUCACUUGUCCCUGUUGAAGAACCCAUAGCUUUUGGCGGCAGGCUGAAAAACCCACUUCGAGUAGUCCUGGUGGCCACCCAUGCUGACAUCAUGAAUGUUCCCCGACCUGCUGGAGGCGAGUUUGGUUAUGAUAAAGAUAUGUCAUUGCUGAAAGAAAUUAGGAACAGAUUUGGGAAUGAUCUUCAGAUUUCUGACAAGCUAUUUGUUUUGGAUGCUGGUGCUUCUGGAUCAAAAGACAUGAAACUAUUACGAAAUCAUUUGCAAGAUAUAAGAAGUCAGAUUGUUUCCGUUUGCCCUCCAAUGACACACCUGUGUGAGAAAAUCAUCUCCACUCUGCCCUCCUGGAGAAAAUUGAAUGGGCCCAACCAGCUGAUGUCUCUUCAGCAGUUUGUAUUUGAUGUGCAAGACCAACUGAACCCACUUGUAAAUGCAGAGGAUUUAAGGCAUAUUGCUCAGCAGCUCCACAGCACAGGAGAAAUUAACAUAAUGCAGAGUGAGACCGUACAAGACGUCAUACUCCUGGACCCACGAUGGCUCUGCACCAAUGUUUUGGGAAAGCUUCUCUCUGUAGAGACUCCCAAAGCCCUACACCAUUACAGGGGGCGAUAUACCAUGGAGGACAUUCAGCGUCUAGUACCAGACAGUGACGUAGAAGAGUUAAUCCAGAUCCUGGAUGCCAUGGACAUCUGUGCCCGGGACCUGAGCAGUGGGACCAUGGUAGAUAUCCCUGCCCUCAUCAAGACCGACAACUUGCACCGGUCCUGGACCGAUGAAGAAGAUGAAGUGAUGAUAUAUGGAGGUGUCCGAAUUGUCCCAGUAGAGCACCUCACCCCUUUUCCCUGUGGGAUCUUUCACAAGGUACAGGUGAAUCUGUGUAGGUGGAUUCACCAACAGAGCACUGAAGGGGAUGCAGACAUCCGACUGUGGGUGAAUGGCUCCAAAAUCGCCCACCGUGGGGCAGAGUUGUUGGUUCUAUUGGUCAACCAUGGGCAGGGCAUUGAGGUUCAGGUCAGGGGGCUGGAAAGUGAGAAGAUCAAAUGUUGCCUGCUUCUGGAUUCUGUGUGUAGUACCAUCGAAAACGUCAUGACCACCACUUUACCAGGCCUAUUGACAGUGAAACAUUAUCUAAGCCCCCAGCAACUGAGAGAACAUCACGAGCCCGUCAUGAUUUACCAGCCACGGGACUUUUUCCGAGCACAGACCCUUAAAGAGACCUCAUUGACUAACACCAUGGGUGGCUAUAAAGAAAGUUUCAGUAGCAUUAUGUGCUUUGGGUGUCUUGAUGUCUACUCUCAGGGUAGUCUCGGAAUGGACAUUCAUGCUUCAGACCUGAACCUCCUAACUCGGAGAAAACUGAGCCGCCUGUUGGACCCACCUGAUCCUAUGGGGAAGGACUGGUGCCUUCUUGCCAUGAACCUGGGUCUCCCUGAACUUGUGGCAAAGUAUAAUCAUGGAACUCAUAAGGACUUCCUUCCAAGCCCAGUCCAUGCUCUCCUCCAGGAAUGGUGCAGCUACCCUGAGAGCACUGUUGGCAUCCUGAUGUCCAAACUGAGAGAACUAGGCCGUCGUGAUGCGGCAGAUUUUUUACUGAGGGCAUCCUCUGUUUUCAAAAUAAACCUAGAUGCCAAUGGCCAAGAAGCCUAUGCCUCAAGCUGUAAUAGUGGAACAUCCUACAAUUCCAUUAGCUCAGUUGUGUCACGAUGAGAACAGCCAUGGGUAUGGGUAGAAAUUCUCUCUUCCUACUGCAGAAGGGAGAGGAGCACAGUAUCACAAUGGCUUCUGGAUGCGCUCAUUUAUAUGCUUAUAUACAAUCUUAUCCCAUGUCUUCCUUCCCCUUUGCCCUCCCCACUGCCUCCCUCUCUCACCAUGCCUUCUGUUUAAUGUGAAUCAUCUUUCGACCUUAAGAGCAAAAUGUUGCUUUUACUUUGGCCAUUAAAAAAAGCUGGUCUACCUUCAGUGUUUUCAAUUCCAUACCUAGUCCACCAAUGUACUGCUUCCUAUUGCUAAUUAAAUUGGAAUAGCCAACUUCUCAGUGAAAUUUUUAAAAAGCUAUCAUGUUGACUUUUAAAAAAUGUGCAUGUAUCAAAAAUGUGCAUUUCUUAUGCCAGUUUUAUUCCUUAAACCAUCUCCUUGGCUUAACCUUUUUUUUAUAAACCAUAAAUUGUUUCAUAUUAAGCAGUCUGUGGUCAGUAUAGUAUAAUACCACUGUAUAAUUUAUAAAUAGGAAUUUUGUGAGUGCCUUUUGCAGAAGAGGAUGUGUUUGGAAUCAUCAGAGCUGGCCAGGAAUUGUCAUAAAGAAAAUGCUACCUCUACGUCCCUAACUGCAUGCUGAUCAUUGCAAGUGGUGCUUCACCUCUGGUUUCCCUCCAGUUUUGAAGUGUUUUGUUUGACAAUAAACAGGGAGAGAGAAAAAAAAAUCCUUUCCUAGGAAAGUUUCAUGUUUCACACCUGUUGCUGCACAGAGUUGCGUGACACCAAUUUUGCUUUUGUUGAAAACUCAAUGUGGAGUUCCUCGUGAGCCUCUAAAUUGUCAUGCUUCAUUAUUCCCUCUCAUCUCAGGUAAAAGUCCAUACAGUUGUAGGAUGACCAAAACCCAUGUAAAGUAUGCGAUCCCACAGUGAUAUUCUGUAGCUUUCCAUCAUUACUGGUACAUAGCAGAUGGUUUUCAGCAUUCAGGCCCUGGUUUGCUUAUUUCCAGUACUUGAAGUGUGAACAACAAAAACAAUAAAGGAAGUUUUCCUGCAACGAUUUUAAAUUGUGAUACAUAGCUUUUAAAUUAAUAUGAAGAAAUAUGUCCUGUUCUGUCCUGAAAAGCAUGUAAUGUUAAUUGAUGGCACAAUAUAUAUGUGUAUAUACAUAUAUAUGCAAUGUGUGUAUAUAUAUGUAUAUAUAUUAAUACAGGUAUUUUUUCUUAAACUUAAAAAUGUAGUAAAUUUUAAAUUUUGUUUUGUCCUAAGGAGUUUUUGUUUUGUUGGGACUGUUUUUUGGUUGGGUCUUUUUUUGUUUGUUUUAUUUGGGGAUUUUUUUUUAAACAAAUAAAACUGUUGCUUGUUGCAUUAUUUUUGUUAGA